This is a messenger RNA of Knipowitschia caucasica, 891 nucleotides long. The record is from the annotation of a GenBank genome assembly. NCBI's taxonomy places the organism in Eukaryota, Metazoa, Chordata, Actinopteri, Gobiiformes, Gobiidae.
AUGCAGUGGAAAAGACAAGGCACUGGUUGUAUCUUUAGCUUCCUUUUUGUUGCGUCGUAUUUCACGAACAAGUUUGUUCUUUCUGUAUUGAAGUUUACAUAUCCAACACUCUUCCAAGGAUGGCAGACUCUUAUUGGGGCAGUGCUGCUGCUCUUCUGUGUAAAGCUGGGUUGGGUGGAAAUGAGCCACAUCAACAGGUCAGCAGCACUUUCCUGGCUUCCUGGCUCACUCCUGUUUGUUGGAAACAUAUAUGCUGGCUCCAGGGCCUUGUCGCGCAUGGACAUUCCCCUUUUCUUCACACUCCAGAAUUACUCUCAUGUUGUGAGUUACAUUAUCGGAAAGUUUGUUUACAGAAUGAGGGUACAAUGGUUGAAAUUUAUCAGCAUUUGUCUCAUGAUGCUGUCAGCCAUCAACCUUCCCAUCAACGAUCCUGGGUUUGACAAGAUUGCUUAUCAAUGGGCUGUUGCUCACCUUAUUUGUGUUGGUUCAUACAGAGUUUUCCAAGUUAACCACAAAUCCCCAAGCCUUAGUGACAUCGAGCAACAGUGCAUCAACUAUGUUUUUAGUGUUCUUCUGCUUGCAAUGGCAGCUCAUCCAACAGGUGAUCUCAUGGCUGCCCUCGAAUUUCCCUCUCUGCAGUCGCACAAGUUUCUCUUUGGCUGCUGCAUUAGUGCCUUGGUGGGAUUUUUGUUGCUUUUGGUCUCAGUAAAAAUAAAAAACGGGCUUUCAACUGAGUAUCUUAAAGUCUGGAUGUUUGUGGCCAAGGUUACAGCAAUUUCUCUGUCUCCAUUCAUUUUUUACACAGACAUAAAUGUACGGUCACUAUCUUGUAUUAUUACCAGUCACUGUGGAGAGGCUUUGCUGCUCUAUUCAGAAAGAGAUUCAAAGUAA